Racocetra persica is the source of this 513-nucleotide messenger RNA. The record is from the annotation of a GenBank genome assembly. Lineage: Eukaryota; Fungi; Glomeromycota; Glomeromycetes; Diversisporales; Gigasporaceae.
AUUGACAUGUGUUGUGGAACCGGAACUAUUGGAAUUGCAUUGUCUAAAAGUCUAGGAAAUAAAAUUGAUAAAGUUAUUGGCAUUGAACUUUGUGAAGAAGCCGUUGAAGAUGCAAAAUUCAAUGCCAAGUUAAAUGGAAUUAGUAAUUCUGAAUACAUUCUUGGUCCUGUCGAAAAGAAUUUAAAGACUUUGUAUUCAUAUAAGAAUGCAGAUGCCGGCACAGCUGUCGCAAUUGUGGAUCCGCCUCGUGCGGGUGUUCAUAAAAAUGUAAUUAAAGCGCUUCGUGAAUGUAAAGCAAUUGAUUAUUUUUUGUACGUUUCAUGCGAUUGCAAUUUGGCCACACAAAAUUUUAUAGAUUUAUGCCGACCCACAACUAAUAACUUCCCAGGAAUUCCAUUUAAGCCGGCUCGAGCAGUUGGAAUAGAUUUAUUUCCACAUGCAAAGCAAGUAGAAUUAUUAAUUGAAUUUCAUAGAGAUAAAGAAUAUCCAACUAAGGAUGCAAAAAGUGAAUAA